Messenger RNA from Culex pipiens pallens (northern house mosquito), 1221 nucleotides. RefSeq lists its product as uncharacterized. NCBI's taxonomy places the organism in Eukaryota, Metazoa, Arthropoda, Insecta, Diptera, Culicidae. The record is from RefSeq and is a predicted model, not a curated record. Gene Ontology annotation, cellular component: SWI/SNF superfamily-type complex. The coding region runs from base 269 to 766 and encodes 165 amino acids. The transcript is spliced from 3 exons.
GAUCGAUGUCCGAAGCUGAUUACGGUUCUGUUGGCACACGCCGGAGUUUUCGCUGAAGGACAUGUUCGAUGAGUAUUACACAAAUAUCCGGAAGAACAGUUUGCAGCCUUUGAACCUGCAGCUGUUUCACGAACGGAAUGGGACGCCGUUUAUGCGGUUGCCGAAGAUCCAGUACGUGGAUUUGCACCAGUUGUAUUCGGUUGUGGUGGCCUGGGGUGGGUGGUUGAAGGUCUAUUUUCGCAAGGACUGAGACGAGAGCAUCGAAGAGAUGGCGCUGCCGAAGCGUUGCGUGAACAACGAGAUUGCGAUGAAGCAGAUUUACAUUCGGUUUUUGGACAAGCACGAACAAGUUAAUUUUCACGGUGAGAAGAAGGACCCAACGGAAAAUGAGGACGACAAGAAGCGGUAUAAUCGAAAUGGUCUGUCUGUACGAAAUGCCGUUGGUCCUGGAGCUGUCAUACCCGUAUUUCGCACCUGGAACACCGAAGAAGUCACUACAACUUCCCGCCCACAAACAUUCACCUCGCGACGGCGCAGCUUCAGCCGAAUGAACCUGGACAGUGAGCCAAAAAAAAAUCUGUGUCAUUCUCGAAGUAGGAUUACGUGCUCAAAAUCGAAUUCCGUUCCGAGGGCCUCAUUAACUCCAUGUUCCGGAUGCGCUUCCAGGAUCGGGAACUCCCCGUUCAGGCACUUUACUUCCCAGCCGGGAAACGUCGACCACCCUUCCCGAAUCAACGGCCAACUCCUCCAAGACUGUCCUGAUUGAGGCCGGAAACGUGACCAUCGUGUUCUUUACACUGCUGUCGCGCGUCGAAACCUGCAUUCGGAACCGUCCAGCCUGGGUAUUCGGAAGUGACCGGUGGCGUACCGUAUGAAUCGGUACAGUUUGGACUCGGAUAUUGGCCUACCUUGAGCAGAAGCUAGAGGAGAAGCGUUAAAUACAAUAAAAAAGGUGUUUUUUAACACACUGUUUAAAAAUUUAAAAAAUAAAUGUAAAAAACCAGGCACAUUUUUCUGAAAUUACCCCUAUAGUGCUAAAUGUUGUGUAUUCUUGCCAUAAAAGGUUUCUUUUCCAAUUAAAAGUAAAAUACUUUUACCGAUACAACGAUUUUGUUCCAUAAAUGCAUGGUAGUUUCAAAAACUUUCCAACUUUUAAAUUGAAAAGUUUGAACUUUCUACGAAUAUUCACCAACGCGAACUUUUAAUCCAACGAACGAUCUU